CGGGCUGGCUUCGUCUGUGAUUACGCUUUUCCAGUUUCUGUUCAGAGCAAGCACUGCUUUCUAUUAUUUUUUCCCUCCCUCUCCCCUGCAAGAGCUUUCCAUUUCGGUUGCAGCUUUCGUUCCUUAUGGCAAGGUUAUUGUCGAGCUGAUAGGACGAAAUGCUUCGUUAAAAAGGAUGGAUUUUAUUUUAAGGUCUACCAGGAGAGGCCAUUGGAGGAAGAACGUCACGUGACAGAGGGGUGCCAAUGUUAUUCUUUAAGGGUGUCAAGACCCUGUCAGUUUGUGAAAUAAAUAUUGGGAAACAACGAAAUGCAAAAAGCGACCUACUACGACAGCUCUGCAAUCUAUGGUGGCUACCCCUACCAAGGAGCAAAUGGUUUCACUUAUAAUGCUAGUCAGCAGCAAUAUCCUCCAUCUUCAUCACUUGUGGAAACUGAAUAUCAUCGACCUGCUUGCUCUUUACAGUCACCUGGCAGUUCUGUGUCCCACCAUAAGGCCAAUGAAAUCAAUGAGAGUUGCAUGAGGACCAUCACUAGCCAACCCAUUCAGCCCCCAGUUAUUUCAGAGCAGCAACAGCAACAACCUCCAGCCCAGCAGGCACCACCUCCACCCUCUGUCUCACCACCUCAAAAUGCCAGCAGCAAUUCUGCCCCAACUAACACUACCAAGAGCCCAGUUAUUAACUCACCCACCAUGUCCAAGCAAAUAUUCCCAUGGAUGAAAGAGUCUCGACAAAAUACAAAGCAGAAAAACAGCAGCUCCAGUUCAGGUGAGAGCUGUGCUGGUGAUAAAAGCCCUCCAGGGCAAGCCUCCUCUAAAAGAGCACGUACAGCUUAUACAAGUGCCCAGCUGGUAGAACUGGAAAAGGAGUUCCACUUCAAUAGAUACCUUUGCAGGCCAAGAAGGGUAGAAAUGGCUAAUUUACUCAAUCUCACAGAAAGACAAAUCAAAAUUUGGUUUCAGAACCGCAGAAUGAAAUAUAAAAAGGAUCAAAAGGGAAAAGGCAUGAUGACCUCUUCAGGAGGACAGUCCCCAAGCAGAAGUCCUGUGCCUCCAGCUCCUGGGGGGUAUUUAAACUCUAUGCAUUCUUUAGUAACCAGUGCUCCCUAUGAGCCCCAGUCGCCUCCAUCAUUUAACAAGCCUCAUCAAAACGCCUAUGGCAUCCCUGCAUCAUAUCCAGCUCCUCUCAAUAAUUGCCCACCUCCUCAAAAGAGAUACACGGGGACAGCAGCGGUUACUCCUGAAUAUGAUACUCAUCCUCUUCAAGGCAACAGUUAUGGAAAUCCACAUAUACAGGGAAGCCCCGUCUAUGUGGGGGGCAACUAUGUGGACACCAUGACCAAUUCUGGGCCUUCCAUCUUUGGUCUAACUCAUCUCCCUCAUCCUUCCUCUGCCAACAUGGACUACAGUGGGACUGGGCCAAUGGGCAACAAUCACCACCAUGGACCUUGUGAUCCACACCCAACAUACACAGACCUUACUUCUCACCAUCCUUCUCAGGGAAGAAUUCAGGAAGCGCCCAAACUCACCCAUCUGUAACAGACAUGAGUUACUAAGUGGAAUGAAGUCCCCAACUUUUUAAAAAGUACUUUCCACCCUCCCCUCCCAUCUCCCUCUAUUUUUUUGUUUUUUGUUUUGUUUUGUUUGGUAAAACGUUCUAUAGUUUAUGUGACGUAGCAAUAUUUGUUGCUUGAAUUGCUCUAUAGUUUCAAUAGUGGAUAUUUAUCUUCUUGAACUGUAGCCUUGUGUCUCCCUUUGGGAGUAUACAUAGGCUUUAUACUUUACUUCUACACUUUUAUCAAAACAGGGUAUAUGAACAAAUUUUCUAUAACAAUAAUUCUGAAAUGUGAAUUUGUUCGUACAUGAUUGAUCCCGCGGGGAAGCAAGUUUUUAUUGCACUUCUUUUAAAUAGCGAGAAAGAAAUCAAAGGCGCUUGAACAGGGGCUCCCUGGACAAUUAUUAAUACGUGUUAAGUCUUUCAAUGUGUGUAUGCUGGUGAACAUUCAGAUUAAUUUAUAUUUUUUUUAAAACAUUGAAUAAUCUAAGUGUUUAAAAUUUUAUUUAUCCCCAUCUGUUCAUAUUUAUAUAUAUAUAAAAAAUUCUGUACCCUGAAUAUUCAGGAGGUAUUUACCUGGCCAUAUGUUAGAUGGCAUAUUGGCAUAAGUAGGAAAUAUCAUUUGAAAGGAAACUAUUACUCCUUUAUUUAAAAAUAUAAUAAUGCAAUAAAAUCUGAAAGAAAAUGGAUCACAAAUUGAAUAAUUUAUGCUUGUAACAUCCAGCUAAACGGAAAAUGUGUAAACCUGAAAAGACUAGAUUUGUUUUGAAAGUUAUACAU
Molecule: messenger RNA, 2335 nt
Organism: Gopherus evgoodei (Goodes thornscrub tortoise)
Lineage: Eukaryota; Metazoa; Chordata; Testudines; Testudinidae
Gene: HOXA3
Product: homeobox A3
Exons: 3
Coding region: 310-1539 (409 amino acids)
Biological process (GO): regulation of transcription by RNA polymerase II
Cellular component (GO): nucleus
Molecular function (GO): DNA-binding transcription factor activity, RNA polymerase II-specific; RNA polymerase II cis-regulatory region sequence-specific DNA binding
Source: RefSeq, a predicted model, not a curated record